AUGUCUACUGGAGAAACUGGCCUUGAGGCCUGGUUGCGUUACGCUCCACUCCCCGCGGAUGCGGCCAAGCAAUAUCCGCAAUACACAGACAUUGUCGCAUUGACGGACUCCCAGUCCAGUCCCGUGUACACCGCAGGAAAGGAGCUUCAGGACGGCCUGAAGAAGAUUCUCAAUUUCAGCGCGAACCUCACAAACACAAUUGAUUCCUCGGAGUCGUUGUCACCCUCGGCGAUCGUGGUCGCCCCCCGGGAAACGUUCCCUUGGGGGGCUUUCCCGUCUCUCCAGAACGUCGAGGACCAAGUCUCUUCACUCAAGGACGAUGGAUUCUGGCUCGGGACUGUCUCGGGUGAGAAGGGGGAUAAGACACAGGUGGUGAUCGUGGGCCAAAAUGAACGAGGUGCCCUCUACGGUGCCAUGGAGUUUCUCAUGCGCCUGGCGCAGAACCAGCCCUGUCCCACCAGCUACGCCAGCAGCCCUAGCGCGCCGAUUCGAUGGAUCAACCAGUGGGAUAAUCUGGAUGGCUCAAUCGAGCGAGGCUAUGCUGGUCCCUCCAUCUUCUUCAAGGACGGAGCCGUCUUGGACGAUCUAACCCGAGUCGAGCAGUACGCGCGGUUGAUGGCCUCGGUGCGGCUGAAUGGAAUUGUCGUGAACAAUGUCAAUUCUCACUGCAACCUGUUGAACCCGUCCAAUCUGAAGGGUCUCGGUCGUAUUGCGGAUGCGAUGCGACCCUGGGGCGUGAGAAUUGGAGUGGCGCUGUACUUUGAUACUCCCAUCGAGCUGGGAGGACUCAAAACCUCGGACCCGCUCGACCCGGACGUGGUGGCCUUUUGGAACGAUAUCACCACGCAGUUGUACCAGAAUGUGCCGGAUAUGCUGGGAUAUCUGAUCAAGGCCAACUCGGAGGGGCAGCCUGGUCCAUUGACUUACGGCCGUACCCUGGCCGAGGGAGCCAAUCUAUUUGCCCGGGCCUUGAAACCUCACGGCGACGGGAUUGUGAUGUACCGCGCCUUUGUCUACAACCACCACCUCGACGAGUCCAACUGGAAGAACGACCGCGCCAACGCGGCGGUGGAAUUCUUCGACGGCCUGGACGACGUCUUUGAUGAAAACGUCUUGGUCCAAAUCAAGUACGGCCCGAUCGACUUCCAGGUCCGCGAGCCGCCCUCGCCUUUACUGGCACACCUGCGCCGAACCCGAACCAUCAUUGAGUUCCAGGUCGCCCAGGAGUACAUGGGCCAGCAAAGUCAUCUCUGCUAUCUCGCCCCCCUGUGGCGGACCAUCCUCGACUUUGACCUGCGCAUCGACGGAGAGCCGUCCCUGGUGAAAGAUGUCGUGUCUGGCGAGCGAUUCAACUGGAAAUACAGCGGAUACGCCGCCGUGGUCAACGUCGGCAACGACUCGACCUGGCUGGGCAGCCACCUGGCCAUGUCCAACCUGUACGCAUACGGCCGCUACUGCUGGGACCCAUCCAGCGACGAGGCCGCCGUCGUGCAAGACUGGGCACGUCUCACUUUCGGGCUGAACCCCACCGUGGUCGACACGAUCACGCAGCUGUCGAUGGAGUCCUGGCCUACCUACGAGAACUACUCGGGCAACCUGGGAAUUCAGACCCUGUGCGAUAUCGUGAAGACCUGCCACUAUGGUCCCAGUCCCGCCGCGAUGGACGGCAACGGCUGGGGUCAGUGGACACGGGCCGACGCCCAUGCGAUCGGCAUGGAUCGUACCGUCGCCACGGGCACGGGGUACUCGGGGCAGUACCCGGCGGAGGUGGCCCGGGUCUUUGAGCACCCGGAGACCACACCGGACGAGCUCCUGCUCUGGUUCCACCACGUACCAUACACCCACCGCUUGAAAUCCGGCAAGACGGUGAUCCAGCACUUCUACGACGCGCACUACGAAGGUGCACAGAAUGCGCAGACAUUCCCUGUCCGCUGGGCCGCACUGCGCGGGCUCGUCGACGAGCACCGUUUCCAGCACAUCCUCUUCCACCUGACGUACCAGGCUGGCCACGCGCUCGUCUGGCGAGACUCAGUCUGCACCUUUUACCAUGCCAAAUGUGGGAUCCCUGAUGAGCACAACCGCGUCGGCAACUAUCAAUGGCGCGUCAAGGCCCAGGACAUGCACUUGAGCGGGUACAAAGUGGUUCCCGUGCGGCCGUUUGAAGCCGCCUACGGCGCAGAAGCCAUCAUCACCGAGUCCAACACCGCUUCCGGCACCGCGACUUGGCCUGUCACGUUCCCGGCCGGAACAUACAAUGUGGCGGUGAACUAUUAUGAUCAUCUGGGCGGCACAUCUCGGUAUCAACUCUUCCUGGGCAGUGGAUCGGACGAGGGAAAGAAGCGACUCGUGGGUGAGUGGGCGGGCGAUUUGGGCCAGCACCUGCUGCAUGACUUUUCCGAUCUGCGCGACGGACAUUCAAACACUCGCAUCACUUUCAAGGACGUGCGGGUGGAAGGUGGCGAUGUUUUGACGAUUGUGGGCGCACCGGAUGGAGAGGAGCUGGCGCCUAUCGACUAUGUCUCAUUCCUUCCGGAUGGCAUCAUUGAUUAG
This is a messenger RNA of Penicillium oxalicum, 2550 nucleotides long. It is a transcript of the gene aguA, whose product is annotated as alpha-glucuronidase. Bases 1 to 2550 code for a protein of 849 amino acids. Lineage: Eukaryota; Fungi; Ascomycota; Eurotiomycetes; Eurotiales; Aspergillaceae. Gene Ontology annotation, molecular function: alpha-glucuronidase activity. The transcript has a single exon. The record is from RefSeq and is a predicted model, not a curated record. Gene Ontology annotation, cellular component: extracellular region. Gene Ontology annotation, biological process: xylan catabolic process.